This is a messenger RNA of Octodon degus (degu), 1332 nucleotides long. It is a transcript of the gene Slc38a5, whose product is annotated as solute carrier family 38 member 5. The record is from RefSeq and is a predicted model, not a curated record. Lineage: Eukaryota; Metazoa; Chordata; Mammalia; Rodentia; Octodontidae. Gene Ontology annotation, molecular function: glycine transmembrane transporter activity; L-glutamine transmembrane transporter activity. Gene Ontology annotation, biological process: glycine transport; L-glutamine transport; L-histidine transmembrane transport.
AUGGUGCAGCUCCUUGGAGGAAGCCAGUCCAGUUCAGGGAUUUGGUCAGCAGUGGACCAGAUGCUGCCCCCAUCCUGUUCCUCUCCACUUCCAGCUGCUCUCUCGUAUGUGGGAGUCGUCUUCUUCCUAGCCCUGGAGCUCUGUGUGGCACUACUAUCUUCUUACUCCAUCCACUUCCUGCUCACCUGCACUGGUGUUGCAGGCAUCCGAGCCUAUGAGUAUUUGGGACAGAGGGCAUUUAGGCCUGUGGAGAAGUUAGUGGUGGCCACCAUCAUCUGUCUGUACAGUCUACACUAGCCAUGUUGUUACCUGUUAAUCAUCAAAUCUGAACUCCUUCUGGUUAUUGGCACCUUCCUGAGGAAAGAACGCUAUCUCGGGUAUACUAGCAGCCUUUCUCUGACCUGCAUGCUGUUUUUCCUCAUUUCUGUCAUGUAUAAGAAGCUCUAGAUUUGCUGUGGUCUAAACUGCAACAAGACAGCAGUGGAGACUGUGUCACUAAACCUCCCCAGCCUGGGGCUCAGCAACUCCUGUGAGGCCCAGAUGUUCACAGUUGGCUUGCAGAUGGCCUAUACAGUGCCCAUCAUGGCCUUUGCCUUUGUCUGCCACCCUGAGGUGCUGCCCAUCUAUACAGAGUUGAGCUGACCUUCCCAGUGCAGGGUGCAGGCCAUGGCUAAUGUGUCCACUGGGGCCGUGUUCUGCAUGUAUGGACUCAGUGGUACCUUUGGGUGCCUCACUUUCUACCCAAAGCAUGAGCUGCUGCACAUGUACAGCCAGAAGGACCUGCUCAUCCUUAGCAUGCACCUGGCAGUGCUUCUCGCGAUGGUGCUCACUGUGCCUGUUGUGCUGUUCCCUAUCCGCUGUACUCUGCAGCAGCGGCUCUUCCCCAGCAAAGCCUUCAGCUGGCUAUGGCAUGUGGUCAAAGUCCUGUUCCUGCUGGCAUUGGUCAAUGUCCUUGUCAUCUGUGUCCAGAACACCUGGGAUAUCUUUAGGGCUAUUGGUCACUAUCUCCAACUUCUUCUCCACCUCUGCCCCAACCUCAUCGUCAUCCUUCCUAGUAUAUCCUACCUCUGCAUUGUCCCUUCUGAAGUGGAGCCCCACUGUUUCUGGCCCAAGAUCCAGGGCUGGGAUGGCACACUGGGUCUCAUGCGUUUGCUCUACCACCGAACCCACAGGAUAAUUCCUAAGAGUCUUGGGGCAUUGCUUUGAAAUGGAACCCUCAAGGAGGACGGUGCCCUCACCUUCCUGUCAUCAGCCUUAGCCUAGGAGCCUUGCUCCAAACUGUUAGCAACUGUUUGGCAUAGAGAGUCUCACUAUGUAGUCCAGGUCGGCCUG